AUGGACAUACAUUUAACAAAUAAUAAUACCUUACAAUAAUAGGAUUUAAAUCAAUCAAAUUACUCUAGCUAAUAAUUAUAUUAGAUUGCUCUACAAUUCUUAGAUAAUCCAUAAACUUUAUCUAAUGCACUCCUUAUUUUCAAUGUAUUACUUUUACACUUAAUAAAAAGCAAAUCGCUUAACAAGAAUACAAUAUAUAUCCACUCUUGCAAAAUUAAUUCAUAAACUUAUUACUACAUUCAAAUCCAGAUGUAUAAAAUUUAACUAUCUCUUUGAUUUCAAACUUAAUCCAUAAGAAAUAUGAUUUUUCAUCUUUAAAUAAACAAGUUAUUGAAUCACUUCUCAUUAAUAUUAGAUGGGAUUUUACAUUAAAUACUCCUCAAUAAGGAUUUGAAUACACCUCUAUUCUAUUAAAUGCUCCAUUUCCUGAUCUUAAUAAUUUAAUAAGGAUUGUUGAACCAACAUCUCUUAUAAAAUAUUACUUCAUCAAUAAAUAAGGCAUUAAUAUAAAUGGACUCUUAAAGACUAUGGAAAUAUUCUUAAGUAAUCAUAAUUUCAUUUUUAAUAAUGCUAUUGAAUUUAUUGAAAUAACUCAAAGAAUUGCUAGACAUUAAAAUGAGUAAGUUAGAUCUUAUGCUUUGAAAUAUAUACAUCACUUAGUUAAUUUAUAAGAAAAUUAAACUUUUAAAGAACUUAUACAUGCAACACUCUUAGCAGGUCUGAUGGAUGAAUCAUUAGAAAUUAGAAUUCAAGCUUUAAAUGAAUUAAAGACUCUUAAUCCUAAAGAAAAAGAUUAACUUUUAAUACUAUUAUACAAGAAUUCUCAUUGUGAUGAUUUAAGAAAGGUAUCAGAAUCUGUUGUUUAAUAAUUAUUUCCACAUUUCUCUGGUGUUAUUUAAACUGAAUUAAUAAAUGUUAUUAAUGAAAAAAGAUUGAAUGAAUGUGUAAUUUUAUGCUGUUAUUCAACUAUUAGUAGAAAUUGGAGAAUUAGAAGAUCUGGUUUGAAAACACUCUAAUCAAUUAUUUAAUACUAUCCUUAUUAAGAUAUACCUAUAAUUGAAAUAUUAAAAGUUUCUUAAAAUUGCUCUUUGUUUGAAAUCAAUUUUGAUGUAAGAUAUAAUGGAUUUCUAUUAAUGUAUCAUAUAGUUAACAUGUAUUAGAAUAAAAUAACUUAAUUUAAUGAUUAAAUUAUUCAAAAUUGUUUAUUUCAUUUUAGUGAUGAUCACAUAGAAUGUUAAGAGUUGUGUAUUAAUAUACUUAUGAAAUUAAUUGAUGAUUAGCAUUUAAUUUAAGAAUUAUAAAAAUAAUUAAGAUUAAUUAUAAAUAAAGAUUUGAUUUUAUAAGAUUUAUAGGACAAAAUAAAGAAAAUAGAAGAUAUCCAAAAAUAAUUUGAAAAUUAGAAGAAUAAGGAAGAAAUUAAUGAAGAGAUAAUAAUAAAAUACUAAUCUAAAAUAAUGUUAGGAAUUAUUGUAUGUUUUCUUUAGAUGAUUAAAUAAAGAUUCAAUGAAUAAAGUUUAGAAUAAAUUAGUUUAAUGAUCUAUUAAGGAAUUUAAUUUAUUAAUUCUUCAAAGAGUAUUGUUUAUAAAUAUUUAAUAAAUGGAUUGAAAUAGAUUUAUAUGUAAGAUAAAGAAUUAGUUAAGAAAAUGAUCAAUUAAUUAAAUCUUAUUGAGAUAUUGAGAUUAGAUGGGGAAUUAGAAUUAAUAGAUAUAGUGGGUACAUCAAUUUUGAAAGAAUGA
Paramecium pentaurelia is the source of this 1736-nucleotide messenger RNA. NCBI's taxonomy places the organism in Eukaryota, Ciliophora, Oligohymenophorea, Peniculida, Parameciidae. The record is from the annotation of a GenBank genome assembly.